Molecule: messenger RNA, 395 nt
Organism: Paramecium primaurelia
Lineage: Eukaryota; Ciliophora; Oligohymenophorea; Peniculida; Parameciidae
Source: the annotation of a GenBank genome assembly
AUGACUGAUAAUCAAUAAGUUCCUUUUGGAAGUGGAAUGUUUUAAGGUCAAGCAAAGUUUGUGGAUUAUGCUCAUAUGAAUUAAUAAGAAGUAUAAGUGAAUACUUUAGAUGAGCCAGUUACGGAUACUUUAGUAAAUUUGAUUUUGAUUAUAAAGUUGAGAGAUAUCAAUAUGAUACUAUAUAAAUUAUCAUAUGUCAUAAUUCCUAGAAUGAAGGAGACCCAAGGAAGGAAAUUAAGAAAUUGUAAAAGAAUAGAUUAAAUUAAAUUAGGGGAUUUAUGGGGACCACUUCUUUUAUCAUUAUUGUUAGCGAUGUAAAUAUAAAAUGAUUAUAAAUUAGGACAUUAGGAAUAAAUUCUAAUCAAUCAUGUACUAGUUGAGAUAAUUGAUUUUUA